AUGGGUCCCAGUGAGUACGAUGAGUUGGAGAACAUCGUCGAACGCUGUAGCGCAAGAGGCCCAAACACAUGUGGGUGGAAAAUCACUAUGACAGAGGACAUACACGAUGAACCGGACCGUCUCAAUGGCUACCCAUUUGCUGACCACAACGGUAUCGGAGUGCGGUUAUCUUACACCAAAGGAAGCAUCACGGUCCGGGCUAAUGUGAGUUCGAACCCCAAGACCACAUGGUGUGAUCUUCUUCCUACUCUCAAAUGGAGGCGAGACGCGCAUGGCGCCCAACAUACCUUUUUCCUCCACAUGGCCGCAACGCCCAGGUUUACGUACACAUUGCGUCACCCGGAGUUUUUUAUCACAUCGGACACAAAUCUGGUGGAUGGGUUUGUCUCCAGAUGCACAGCAACCACACGCAUAUCACCAAAAAAUCAGGUGGGUGUGUCAUUUACGUAUGACCCCAGCAGAAGUGGUUUGAAAGACUACACGUUUCUUUUUGCACGGGAGGCGUGUGCCGCCGUGCUCGGUGGUGACGUCGUGGCCAAGUAUAACGCCACCCGCGGUAUAGGCCUUCACCUUCGUGUUCCGACGAACGCAUACACCAGUGCGGUUGUCUUGGCAGAAAAGCAGCGGUUCAUAGUGGGAGCAGAGGCUCGCUCAUCCUGCGGUGCUCAGAUGUUAAUGAAUAUAAACCUAGUCGACCAGAGGGCUGAAGUGGCUCUUUCGCGAUUCUUUGGCCCAGUCUGGCAAGUGGCACUCAACUACUCAGCAGUUCUGAACAAGCCUACCACUGGGUAUAUUUCGACAGUGUCCCCGCGGUUUGGUAUUGUUUUCACAGGAAGGUGA
This is a messenger RNA of Trypanosoma brucei brucei TREU927, 840 nucleotides long. RefSeq lists its product as hypothetical. The record is from RefSeq and is a predicted model, not a curated record. The coding region runs from base 1 to 840 and encodes 279 amino acids. Lineage: Eukaryota; Euglenozoa; Kinetoplastea; Trypanosomatida; Trypanosomatidae. The transcript has a single exon.